CUUCUCUGUCCCUUGUCUGCCCGCCUCCCCCUGUUCCCAGGAGCUUUGAAGACAAGCCUUAGCCCUGAUCCUCCCGCAUCACUACCUGCGAUGGGUUUUCUGCGUGGAAAUCCGAAGUCCCUUGAAUCAACAAGUACAUUCUCUUCUUGGCUAGAAUGUGCUCCCGACCCAUGCAGGAGGCCUGAACGAAGUAAAAGACGUGGCAGAUUUUGCUGGUGAAGGUAGAAGGGAGCCUGGGAGCACCAGCAGACAUCAUGUGGAUCCAGGUUCGCACCAUGGACGGGAAGGUGGCCCACACUGUGAACUCCCUGUCCAGGCUGACCAAGGUGGAAAAUCUGAGGAGGAGGAUCCAGGAGGUGUUCCACGUGGAGCCAGGACUGCAGAGGCUUUUCUACAGGGGCAAGCAGAUGGAGGACGGCCACACUCUGUUUGACUACGACGUGCGCCUGAAUGACACCAUCCAGCUCCUGGUCCGGCAGAGCCCCAUGUUGUCCCCAGGUGGCGGCGGCGGCAGUGGUGACAGCAGCAAUGGUGGUGGUGGCGGUGGCAGCAGCAGCAGCAGCAGCAGCAGCAAGGAGAGAGACUCAGAGCUUUCUGACACGGACUCGGGCUGCUGCCUGGGCCAGAGCGAGUCGGACAAGUCCUCCAACAGCGGUGAGGCCGCCAAUGAGCCCGAAGUGAAGGCAGAUGAAGAUACAUGGGACGAGACGGAGUUGGGCCUCUACAAGGCCGGCGAGUAUGUGGAUGCACGGGACACAAACAUGGGUGCAUGGUUCGAGGCCCAGGUCAUCAGGGUGACAAAGAAGACAGCUGCCCAGGACAGGCCCUGCAGCUCCAGCUCCAGCUCCAGCUCAACGCUGGAGGAUGAUGUCAUCUAUCACGUGAAAUACGAAGACUAUCCCGAGAAUGGAGUGGUCCAGUUGAGCUCGAGGGACGUCCGGGCUCGGGCCCGACAGAUCCUUAAGUGGCAUGAGCUGGAGGUGGGCCAGGUGGUCAUGCUCAACUACAACACCGACAGCCCCAAGGACCGCGGCUUCUGGUACGACGCGGAGAUCUUGCGCAAGCGGGAGACCCGGACGGCGCGAGAGCUGCACGCCAACGUCAGGAUCGGGGAUGAUUCUCUUAACGACUGUCGCAUCAUCUUUGUCGACGAGGUUUUCAAGAUCGAGCGCCCGGGGGAGGGGAGCCCUUUGGUGGAAACCCCCGUGAGAAGGAAGAGUGGGCCCACCUGUAAGCACUGCAAGGACAACCCGCGGAAGCUGUGCCGCAUGUGCGCCUGCCGCCUGUGCGGGGGCAAGCAGGACCCCGACAAGCAGCUGAUGUGUGACGAGUGCGACAUGGCCUUCCAUAUGUAUUGCCUGUGCCCGCCCCUCAGCAGCGUCCCCAGCGAGGCAGAGUGGUACUGCCCUGAGUGCCGGAUCGAUUCCAGCGAGGUGGUGCAGGCGGGGGAGAAGCUGAAGGAGAGUAAGAAGAAGGCGAAGAUGGCGUCAGCCACGUCGUCCUCACAGCGGGACUGGGGCAAGGGCAUGGCAUGCGUGGGCCGCACCAAGGAAUGUACCAUUGUGCCGUCCAACCACUAUGGCCCCAUCCCGGGCAUCCCCGUGGGCACCAUGUGGAGGUUCAGAGUCCAGGUCAGCGAGUCGGGAGUCCAUCGACCUCACGUGGCGGGCAUCCACGGCCGGAGCAACGAUGGGGCAUACUCCCUGGUGCUGGCCGGGGGCUAUGAGGAUGACGUGGACCACGGGAACUCAUUCACGUACACCGGCAGUGGUGGACGAGACCUUUCGGGGAACAAGCGGACUGCGGAACAGUCUUGUGAUCAGAAACUCACCAACACCAACAGGGCGCUGGCUCUGAACUGCUUUGCCCCCAUCAAUGACCGCAAAGGGGCCGAGGCCAAGGACUGGCGGUCAGGAAAGCCAGUCCGAGUGGUGCGGAACGUCAAGGGCCGCAAGCACAGCAAGUACGCCCCUGUCGAGGGCAACCGAUAUGAUGGCAUCUACAAGGUGGUGAGGUACUGGCCCGAGAAGGGCAAGUCCGGCUUCCUGGUGUGGCGCUUCCUCCUGCGUAGGGACGAUGUCGAGCCGGGGCCUUGGACCAAGGAGGGGAAGGACCGGAUCAAGAAGUUGGGGCUGACCAUGCAGUACCCGGAAGGCUACCUGGAGGCCCUGGCCAAGAAGGAGAAGGAGAAGGAGAACAAGAACAGCAAGAGGGCGGCUGUGGAGGAGGAGGAGGAGGAAGGCCGGGAGGACUUCGAGACCCCCCGGAAGGGCAAGCGGAAGAGCCAGGUGGCUGGAGGCGGCAAGGUCAGCGACGGGCCCUCACGAGGGGCGCCCAAGAAGACCAAGGUGGAGCCCUACAGCCUCACCGCGCAGCAGAGCAGCCUCAUCAAGGAGGACAAGAGCAACACAAAGCUGUGGACGGAGAUCCUGAAGUCGCUCAAGGACGGGCCGAAAUUCCUGAGCAAGGUGGAGGAGACGUUCCAGUGUAUUUGCUGCCAGGAGUUGGUGUUUCGCCCAAUCACGACUGUGUGCCAGCAUAACGUGUGCAAGGACUGCCUGGACAGGUCCUUCAAGGCCCAGGUGUUCAGCUGCCCCGCCUGCCGCUACAACCUGGGCCGGCACUCCACCAUGCAGGUGAACCAGCCGCUGCAGGCCGUCCUCAGCCAGCUCUUCCCCGGCUACGGCAACGGACGGUGAUGCUCAAGCACUUCUCGCCAGUGUUUUUUAAAAAAAGUAUCUGCAGGGCCUCUGGCCCCCAUCUUGUUUUUAGUGAGCUUAACUUAAACAUGUAGUUUGUCCUCCACUCCCUUAAAAGCCUCGUCUUCCCAGUUUUAUUUUUUUAAUCCAUAAGUUUUCAGCAAUUUGUAUUAUGGCUCAGAGGAAGGA
This is a messenger RNA of Phacochoerus africanus (Common warthog), 2888 nucleotides long. It is a transcript of the gene UHRF1, whose product is annotated as ubiquitin like with PHD and ring finger domains 1. Gene Ontology annotation, molecular function: ubiquitin protein ligase activity; protein binding. Lineage: Eukaryota; Metazoa; Chordata; Mammalia; Artiodactyla; Suidae. The transcript is spliced from 17 exons. Bases 255 to 2699 code for a protein of 814 amino acids. Gene Ontology annotation, biological process: negative regulation of gene expression via chromosomal CpG island methylation. The record is from RefSeq and is a predicted model, not a curated record.